Molecule: messenger RNA, 1588 nt
Organism: Colletotrichum destructivum
Lineage: Eukaryota; Fungi; Ascomycota; Sordariomycetes; Glomerellales; Glomerellaceae
Exons: 5
Coding region: 1-1401 (466 amino acids)
Source: RefSeq, a predicted model, not a curated record
AUGUUCCAGAAGUUUAUCCUGUAUCAUAAUACUCUUCACAUUCCCGCUCCAGUUUGCCCGCGGCAGCGCCUUUUGGCCGGGCCUGCCGGACACGUUCGUUACGACACCCGACGCACUCUCCUGCUUGGGUCGGUGGUCGUCGCCAAUACUGAACUCUUCUUCCCGCGAGGUACGAUGCACGCGAACUCGAUAUCGAUGAUGGAACAACCACCACGGCCAGGCUCAAACGACGAUAGAGCGCCGCUUCUCAUCGGCGUGACCGCUGGGUUUCUAACCCUCACGCUCGUGUUCGUGGUACUCCGCGUCUACGUACGAGCCAUCGUGAUCAAGAAAUGGGGACCGGACGAUGCCCUGGUGGUUAUCUCAUGCAUUCUGACCCUGAUUACAGGCGUCGUGUUCUGUGUCUGCACAACGGUCGGCCUCGGGAAGCACAUCUGGACGAUUCCAACAGAGGUGCAGCAGGCGGGUCGUAGAUUGAUUAUCUCGGCGACUCUGAGCUAUCAUGUCACCUUCAUCGUGAUCAAGAUGGCCUUCCUCCUCCAAUACCGCCGGGUCUUUGCCCUGCCAAAGUUCGUCCUGUGUUGCGACAUCAUGCUGGGCUUCAUCAGCAUGUUCGGCAUCGCCGUCGUCGUCUCGUCCAUCGUCAUCAGCGCCCCGACCUGGAGGGGGGACACGUUCGCGCGGGAGCGGUACGACCAGGAGACGUGGUGGCUGGCGACCGCCUGCGUGCAUCUGGUGACGGACAUCAUCCUCUUCCUCAUGCCGAUCCCCAUGCUCAGCAAGCUGAGGCUCAAGCGGAUGCAAAAGGCCGCGCUGAUUGUCAGUUUCGGGCUUGGGUUUGUAACAACAUGCAUCUCUGUCGUCAGAUUGUCGACGCUGCCACACGUCUUCACAAGGGACGUGACUUGGGACGUCAUCCCGGCGCUGGUAUGGUCAGAAAUCGAGCUGUGCUGCGCCGUCAUCUGCGCAUGCAUACCGACCCUUCGGCCUCUCAUGCGCGUUGCCAAAUUGACCCGGACGCAGCGUGAUUACGACCGCCAGACGUCGGGGGCAAGCGGCGAGGCACGUCUCGCCCGAAAGCCGGUCGACGGAGGGACAUUCGGGAGUCAAAGUCAGCAGAGCCUCCCAAGCCCGAUGUUUGUGGACAUGGAGCCUUGCAUGGACCCAAGGCCGGAGCCCAAGACGCCGUCAAUCGUGUCGUACAGCGACAACAUUGUGACAACAACGCUGGAUAUCAGCCCGGCGCUGACGGCAGGGGAGUCAGACGAUGGGUCGGAAGGGUUUGGGCCGGCAGACGUGGAGAUUUCGACGCCGUUGAGCCCGCCGCCGCAGUGUUAUGCCAGUCCGGCCAGACUUCUGCCUCGGUCUCGAGCAUCGUCUGAGUCGACGGUUGAGGAGUGACUCGAGAAGCAAACCAUCGCCAUGAGCUGCUGCGUUGUCUGAUUUUAGCGUUUCUCUUGCACUUCGAGGUCAGCCAGGUGUUGUGUGAGUGUCCAUCUAGUUGUACUGUGUAUCAACAUGGGCAGCUACUUUAAUCGUGCAUUCAGUUGAGGUGGAGCUUAAUGAUACCUAAUUAGACCAUGACUGU